AUGGGUUUCGAUGGCCCAAACAACGGCAAUAUAAUUUAUAGAAAGGCAGACCUUGAAGAUACAGAAAAUGAAGAUGUCUGGGAUGACAGCGCGCUGAUUAAUAUGUAUGAUGAAAUAAUCAACCGAACUUAUGAUUCUCUUGGUGCGCAGUGUGCUUCGGCAACAAAAAAAAAGAAAAAAUUUCGCAAGGCUUCAAAAAUAAAGUGGCAUGUUGGUGACCAUUGUAUGGCGCCUUAUUAUAAUGACCAGCUAUGGUAUCCAGCGGUUGUUAAAAAGCUCGAUUUGGAUGACGGUAAAUGUGACGUGCUUUACGAUGUUUACGAUGAGUUAGCACGUGUUAGUAUUGCGGAUCUCACGAAGUAAGUGAACUAUUUCACGUUGUUUAAAUUCGUGGUUGAGAAGAGUGAUAAAUAUAGGAGUAUUUGUACAAGAUUUUUUAUAAUCCAAGAAGACAGUAUUUCCCCACUAAAAUUUUUCUUUUGGUUUUGAUUUCUAACACUGUCAUUUGACUGGCGAAGUGCUUGCAAUCUGGUUGUGAAAUUUUAAUUAUUUUAAAAGAUUAUGUUUAUAUGUGUUCUUUACUGUAUAUGUCCUCAUGUUGACAGAUGAUUGAGAAACCAGAAAAUUACUAUCAUACUACUGUCAUUAAAAUUUUG
Loa loa (African eye worm) is the source of this 656-nucleotide messenger RNA. RefSeq lists its product as hypothetical. Gene Ontology annotation, biological process: mRNA processing. NCBI's taxonomy places the organism in Eukaryota, Metazoa, Nematoda, Chromadorea, Rhabditida, Onchocercidae. The record is from RefSeq and is a predicted model, not a curated record. The coding region runs from base 1 to 363 and encodes 120 amino acids. Gene Ontology annotation, molecular function: RNA binding. The transcript has 4 exons. Gene Ontology annotation, cellular component: nucleus; cytoplasm.